Molecule: messenger RNA, 1749 nt
Organism: Zea mays
Lineage: Eukaryota; Viridiplantae; Streptophyta; Magnoliopsida; Poales; Poaceae
Exons: 3
Coding region: 21-1514 (497 amino acids)
Biological process (GO): carbohydrate metabolic process
Molecular function (GO): hydrolase activity, hydrolyzing O-glycosyl compounds
Source: RefSeq, marked validated
UCGCGUCGUUCCGUUCCGCCAUGCGCGCACCGAGGCACGGCAGCAUGCGCGCCCACGUCGCCCUGGCCUUCGCGGCGCUGGUGCUGGCCGGCGACGCCCUGCAACCGGCGCUGGCCGGCGGCUGCGGCUUCGACUACAAGGAUGCCCUCAGCAAGACCAUCAUAUUCCUGGAGGCGCAGCGCUCCGGGAAGCUGCCGCGCAGCAACCGCGUAAAGUGGCGCGGCGACUCCGGGCUCGACGACGGCAAGCUCGCCAAUGUGGAUCUCACCGGCGGAUACUACGACGCCGGCGACAACGUCAAGUACGGGCUCCCGCUGGCGUUCACGGUGACGACGCUGGCGUGGACGGCGCUGGCAUUCAAGCCCGAGCUGGAGUCGACCAAGGAGCUGAAGCACGUGCACCAGGCCAUCAAGUGGGGCACCGACUACCUGCUGAAAUGCGCCGCCAGGAAGAACAAGCUGUGGGUGCAGGUCGGCGAUCCCAACCUGGACCACCAGUGCUGGGUGCGUCCGGAGAACAUGAAGGCGCCGCGCACGCUGUACGAGAUCGACUCGAAGACGCCCGGGACGGAGAUCGCCGCCGAGACGUCGGCCGCGUUCGCCGCCUCGUCCAUGGUGUUCCGCGACGACAAGAAGUACUCGCGCAAGCUGCUGAACAAGGCGAAGCUGCUGUUCACGUUCGCCAAGAGCCACCUGGGCAGCUACGACGGCGAGUGCCCCUUCUACUGCUCCUACUCGGGCUACAACGACGAGCUGCUGUGGGCCGCGACCUGGCUGUACCUGGCGACGAGGCGGCAGGUGUACGCGGACUUCAUCGCCCACGAGGCCAUCUCGUCGAGCGUGGCCGAGUUCAGCUGGGACCUCAAGUUCCCGGGCGCGCAGGUGCUGCUGGCCGAGUUCAACAUGACCUCGGCGGGCGGCGCGCAGAACUUCAAGUCGCAGGCGGACAACUUCGUGUGCGCGGUGCUGCCGGACACGGCGUUCCACCAGGUGUUCAUCACCCCGGGCGGCGUGAUCCACCUCCGCGACGGCGCCAACUCGCAGUACGUGACCAGCACGGCGUUCCUGCUGGUGGUGUACGCGGACCUGCUGCUGCGGACGGGGCAGACGGUGCUGUGCGGGAACCAGCCGCUGCCCCCGGCCCGGUUGCACGAGUUCGCGCGGCAGCAGAUGGACUACCUGCUGGGCGCCAACCCGCGGCACAGCUCCUACGUCGUGGGCUUCGGCGCCAACCCGCCCACGCAGCCGCACCACCGCGGCGCAUCCACCCCCGUGCUGCCCCCCGGCACGGACGUCAACUGCGGCCUCAGCUUCGGGGACUGGAUGGCGCCCGACAAGCCCAACCCAAACGAGCUCACCGGCGCCAUCGUCGGCGGGCCCGACAAGAACGACGGCUUCGUGGACAAGCGCGGCAACUCCUCCUACACCGAGCCCUGCACCUACAUCAACUCCCUCGCCAUCGGCCCGCUCGCCGCGCUCGCCGUCCGAGGCGUGCAGCUCGUCGCCACGCAGUGAUCUAUCCCCAUGCGUGCGUGUGUGUCCCGCUGUUUCGUUUCUUCCCUGACAUGAUAUGAUUUCUACUCCGUUACUGAUGAUUCAUUGAUUCCGGCCGCCCCCGCAUUGUUCAUUAUAUUAGGUGACGUCUGCGGGCGCGUGCGGGGAUCCAUCCAAAUCUCUCACUCGCUAUUGUUUCUGUACGUACGUACGUGUACGUCCAAGAUUAUAAUGAUACUCAUAAUAAUCUCGUCGC